AUGAAUCACACUUCAUCAUCUGUGCUAGAUGAUGUAGUCGAACCUUCGACGACAACGACAACUACUCAAGGACAGACACAGUCGCAGACACAAACACAAACACAAACACAGACACAGACACAGACACAGAUAAGCCAAAGCAAUGCUGAGGCAAUAGACAACUCAGACAAUUACAAUCAUAUACCUUUCUCACCAUUCGCACUGGAGCAUCAUCAUCACCUGACAGAGAUGCAACUUCAAUCGAAUCAAUCGCCAUCCACUUCAUCAGAGACAGUGGCAACGACAAUCAAUAGCAAUAGCAACAACAGCAACACAACAACAACAAUUCAAACAACAGAUAUAGUAAACUCUACUUCUCUUACGACAAAGGAAGAUAGUAUUGCAACACAACUUCAGAAGGAGAAGGAAAGAGAGAGGGAGCGAGAGAAAGAGCGCGAACGAGUGGAUGAGAUCAUCAAGUUGUACAGCGAAUCCACCGGCCACUUUGACUCUUGGGCAGCACUCAAUCAUUUGUUUCAACACCAGAGUUGCGCUGGUGUCGUUGACUAUCUUUGUAACAAGUUCUAUUCAGUAGAGGAUAAAGACAUUGACUUCUUUAUCACUCAACUAUGUGUUAUUCUAAUCAAUCAACCAUAUGAACAAAAGGUGGCACUAUCAUCCUUGGCAAGAUUCGUCAUGGAUAGAUGUGCAAUGUCAAUGCGUUUUGCCAUCAAGGCCUAUUGGAUCUUCCAGGCAUUCGAAGAGGAUGGCCAGAAGAACCUACUUUCCAUUGAGGACAAUGCAUACCUUCAACAAAGCCAUGUGCCCAUUGACACCUCCCCCAACUCUCAUCCACACCCACAUCCACAUACCCAUCAAGCCAGUGCGAUGACCACCGGCACAACACCAUCAUCCUCUCCAUCGAAUAAGCCAUCAUUCCAAGUGGCAAAUCAACAACCAUCCAACUCCCCGACCAGCCCCAGCACUUCAGAGUCGGCCACAGUGGCCGCUGCAGCAAGCGGCAGCAACACCAACAAUAAUGGCAUCACAAAAGUACUGAUUAUCAACGAUACCACAGACAAACCGACAGUGUCCAACUAUCGUCUCAUUGAAAUGAAGAAAGAGUUGGGCACUCGACUUAGAGAGUACUGCGAGAUGUCGGUCAUCACUUGCUCGAGACCGCUGCUGACCAGACCGCGUACCUCAUCACUGCCCUCACCACUCAUGUCCUUUUCCAAUCUCAAUGUAUCCGCUGCGUCCCCAAAGACGCCCACCGUUCCGAUCACUCCGCCUCCCAUAUCGAUAUUGGCCGAGUCGACUGGCUCAAACAGUGGCGAUGUACAACAACAACAGCAACAACAUCAAUCACAGAUGCUGCAAGAACCUGAGAUUCCCGAGAAGUCCAGGACACCGCCUCCUCAAAUGAUGGAGACAAAGGGACUGUCAGACUAUGACUUUGAGCUGCAGAUUUCAAAGAGCUACCGAUGCGACUACCUCAACUCGAUCCUUUCAUUCGUCCAAACACUGUCCAACAUCUCAAAGAAGUUGAUAUCCGUUCCAAUCGAUCUCCGUCAAGCGAAGCUCAAGGACGAGAUCAGCAUUCUAAACAUCAAACUCACGCUUGGCCUCUACCUCCCAUUGUGGCAAGCAUCGAACCACCAUUGCAUCGUGAGGAUACCACCCGAAGAGGUCAAGAUCCUCAACUCGAGGGAGCGCGUCCCCUAUCUUUUGGUGUUGGAGAUCAUCGACAGUACAGAGGAGGCGUCCUCUGCCAACAUUCUCCGCAUCGUCAGCUCCUAUCCACUCCCCCUGCCAAACAAACAUCACAGCACAAAGAAUCAUGGCGUGAAGAGAGUUGAUGCGCCAGCCUCUCCUCUCUCCAUCCAAUCAACAGGCACUCCCGACACUGGCUCACCACAGCGCGUCUCGUUCAUGUCAAGCAGUAGCAGCAGCACAGCAUCGACACCAAUCCAAUCGAAUCCAGUGACGAGCAUCUCAUCCUCGUCCAUGUCCAACUCCCCAACUACGACCACUCUCCCCUCCAUCUCUGCCACAUCACCCUUGUCAUCACCAAUCGUUGAGAAACUGCUCACAGAGAACAAGUUUGCUCACUUUGGUGAGCUGUGGGAGGAAAAGACAGAGCGAUACAGGAAGAUAUCUCCGUAUGGACACUUGUCCAACUGGCGACUGGCAUCAGUGAUUGUCAAGACCGGUGAUGAUUGUCGACAGGAACAGAUGGCGGUCCAGUUGAUCACAAAGUUCCAAGAGAUAUGGCAAAACGCUAGACUACCUCUAUUCUUGCGGCCGUACUCUAUCCUGGUCACCUCAUCGUCCAGCGGCAUCAUCGAGACCAUCCCCGACACCAUCUCUCUGCACAACCUAAAGAAGAACACAACGCACGUCACCCUGCUCAACUACUUCAAGGCAACGUACGGCGACCAGACUGACUCAUUCCGUAUCGCUCAAGCCAAGUUUGUCGAGUCGAUGGCAGCGUACUCGAUCGUCACCUUCCUGCUGCAAGUGAAGGAUCGUCACAAUGGCAACAUCCUCAUCGACAAGGAAGGUCACAUCAUUCACAUUGACUUUGGCUUCCUCCUCUCCAACAGCCCAGGCAACAUGUCGUUCGAGUCGGCGCCGUUCAAGCUCACACAGGAGCUGAUCGAUGUGAUGGGUGGCACCAUCCAGUCGCCACAAUUCCUGUACUACCAGGCACUGUGCGUACGCGGCUUCCUGGAGGCUCGCAAACACUACGAGAAGAUCGUGUCGUUUGUCGAGCUGAUGAUGACUGGUCCCCGAAUGUCCUGCUUCCAAGGUGGUCGCGACUGUAUCGAGCAGCUCAAGCUGCGGUUCAUGCUCAACAUCCCUGAGCGCGAGUGCGCCAACCAUGUCGAGCAACUGAUUGUCAACAGUCUAGACCACCGUGCCACCCGCUACUACGACUCUUAUCAGUACUGGUACAACUCCAUAUAUAGUUAA
This is a messenger RNA of Acytostelium subglobosum LB1, 2955 nucleotides long. RefSeq lists its product as hypothetical. The transcript has 2 exons. NCBI's taxonomy places the organism in Eukaryota, Evosea, Eumycetozoa, Acytosteliales, Acytosteliaceae. The record is from RefSeq and is a predicted model, not a curated record. Gene Ontology annotation, cellular component: cytoplasm; membrane. Bases 1 to 2955 code for a protein of 984 amino acids. Gene Ontology annotation, biological process: phosphatidylinositol phosphate biosynthetic process; phosphatidylinositol-mediated signaling. Gene Ontology annotation, molecular function: 1-phosphatidylinositol 4-kinase activity.